GAGACCUAUCUCUCAUAUCCUGCGGAUCAUUCCACAAAACGUGCAAUUCUGAUUCUCACAGAUGUCAUUGGACAUCGCUUCAUCAAUGCGCAGCUGAUUGCUGACCAAUUUGCUGCAAAUGGGUAUUUCGUGGUCAUGCCCGAUCUGUUUCAUGGCGAUCCGAUCCCUUUGAACAGGCCUGCUGGGUUUGACUUUAAAGCCUGGCUCACUGGUCAUCUUCCUCCGGUUGUUGAUCCAGUAGUAGAUUCGGUUUUGAAUGAGAUGCGGGCCUGUCUGGGAUGUGAAAAAAUUGGAGCUGUGGGCUACUGUUUUGGAGCAAAAUAUGUUGUCCGUUUUCUGAAGCCAGCAGAGAAGAGAGUUGAUGUCGGCUAUGUUGCCCACCCCAGCUUCGUCGACACUGAAGAGCUGGCUGCUAUCCAGGGUCCCCUAUCAAUUUCUGCAGCAGAAACCGAUGCUAUAUUCCCGCCGAGAAACGUCAUGAGACCGAGGAUACACUUACUAAGACUGCCCAACCUUAUCAGAUCAAUCUUUUCAGUGGUGUUGAACACGGCUUCGCAGUCCGUGCAGAUCCCAGCAAACCAGUUCUGA
Molecule: messenger RNA, 588 nt
Organism: Rasamsonia emersonii CBS 393.64
Lineage: Eukaryota; Fungi; Ascomycota; Eurotiomycetes; Eurotiales; Trichocomaceae
Exons: 3
Molecular function (GO): hydrolase activity
Source: RefSeq, a predicted model, not a curated record